AGCUCGCUUAGAUAAUAACACGGUUUAAAAGUUGGCGGUUGGAGCUAGGGUUUCCUCGGACUGGCGGGGCCGGAGAAGAAGAGCAAGAAGUAGAAGCAAUCGGCGCCACCGCCAGCCACAGCCGCGAUGGUCCUCAAGACUGAGCUUUGCCGCUUCAGCGGUGCCAAGAUAUACCCGGGCAAAGGCAUCAGAUUCGUGCGUUCUGAUUCCCAGGUUUUCCUCUUUGCUAACUCCAAAUGCAAGAGGUACUUCCACAACCGCCUGAAGCCCUCCAAGCUUACCUGGACGGCUAUGUACAGGAAGCAACAUAAGAAGGACAUUUCUGCUGAGGCUGUGAAGAAGAAGCGCCGAUCAACCAAGAAGCCAUACUCAAGGUCUAUUGUCGGUGCUACCCUAGAAGUGAUUCAGAAGAGGAGGACUGAGAAGCCAGAAGUCCGAGACGCUGCUCGUGAGGCUGCUCUUCGGGAAAUCAAGGAGAGGAUCAAGAAGACAAAGGACGAAAAGAAGGCGAAGAAGGCAGAGUUGAUGGGCAAGACCCAGAAGACACAGUCCAAGGGGAACAUGCCCAAGGGCGGUGCUCCGAAGGGCCCCAAGCUUGGAGGUGGUGGUGGAAAGAGAUAGAUUCUGCUCGUGACUUUCCAUCUUUUCAUUUGACAGUAUCACCUAUUGAAAUUUUGUUUUCAAUUGUAUGUUCUCAUCAAAUGAAACAUACGGCAGAUGUCAUUACAUCAUCAAGGUUUUAUUCGAAUUUCAGUUUGAGGUGGAGUAUUACUUUUGCCAACUUUAUCCUUUUAGUGAAAUAUACCCAAUUACGUUCAA
Molecule: messenger RNA, 819 nt
Organism: Punica granatum (pomegranate)
Lineage: Eukaryota; Viridiplantae; Streptophyta; Magnoliopsida; Myrtales; Lythraceae
Source: RefSeq, a predicted model, not a curated record